Messenger RNA from Magnolia sinica, 1042 nucleotides. Its product is annotated as chalcone--flavanone isomerase-like. Gene Ontology annotation, biological process: flavonoid biosynthetic process. Gene Ontology annotation, molecular function: chalcone isomerase activity. Lineage: Eukaryota; Viridiplantae; Streptophyta; Magnoliopsida; Magnoliales; Magnoliaceae. The transcript has 4 exons. The coding region runs from base 115 to 798 and encodes 227 amino acids. The record is from RefSeq and is a predicted model, not a curated record.
CAUAUAAACCCCCUCCCCACUGUCAUCUCUUCACGAAUCCCAUCUCGGUAAUCAUUUUCAAUUUCUCGUAUUCGAUAAAUUCGGCCAUAUCCGUCUCCGUUGCGUCUGAUCGUAAUGGGUUCGUCGCCGAUUCUCGCGCCCGUACAAAUCGAAAGCGUCGUCUUUCCCCCAACGGUGAAACCCCCCGGUUCUUCCAAGACCCUCUUCCUCGGCGGCGCAGGUUGCAGGGGAGUGGAGAUCCAAGGCAAGUUCAUUAAGGUCACCGCCAUCGGCGUUUACCUGGAGGAUGACGCCGUUCCGUUACUCGCCGUUAAGUGGAAGGGGAAGACGGCCCAGGAGCUAACGGAUUCCCUCGAAUUCUUUAGGGAUAUCGUGACAGGUCCCUUCGAGAAAUUCACGAGAGUGACCAUGAUCUUGCCGUUGACCGGUCAACAAUACUCGGAGAAGGUGGCAGAGAACUGCGUGGCCAUCUGGAAAGCCGUUGGAUCAUUCACAGAUGCUGAGGCCAUAGCCGUUGAAAAGUUCAAAGAGGCGUUCCACGACCAAACGUUCCCGCCAGGCGCUUCCAUUCUAUUCACGCUCUCUCGGUCUGGAUCUCUAACGAUUGGAUUCUCCAAAGAUAGUUCCGUACCAGAACAAGGCAAUGCAGUUAUAGAGAACAGACAGCUGAUGGAAGCAGUUAUUGAAUCCAUCAUCGGCCAACAUGGUGUUUCUCCGGAAGCCAAACAGUGUUUGGCGACACGGGUAUCUGAACUUCUGAAGGAAUUCGAUCCUGUAGAGGCCCAAAAGGAAGGAUAGUAAGAAGGUGAAAAGCUGAGGAGUUUUAUGAAGAAUUUAUAUGAAAUAAGCCUUUGUUUUUGUUAGUUUGAAUAAGUGAUUUUGGACUGUUAAUCAUAAUUAUGGAUUGUGGUAAUCAAUGUUGUGGAUUAUAGUUUUCGUUUUCGUUUAAUGUUGCCAAGAUGGGUCAAUAUCUACUUUGUAUCAGGCUUGCUUUUAUGCGGCUGACUCGCGCUCCGACAUAUUGAAUAGAUGAUUCAUCCCA